Penicillium griseofulvum is the source of this 1905-nucleotide messenger RNA. Its product is annotated as transcription factor TFIIIC subunit TFC1. Gene Ontology annotation, cellular component: transcription factor TFIIIC complex. Lineage: Eukaryota; Fungi; Ascomycota; Eurotiomycetes; Eurotiales; Aspergillaceae. The transcript has 4 exons. Bases 1 to 1905 code for a protein of 634 amino acids. Gene Ontology annotation, biological process: transcription initiation at RNA polymerase III promoter. The record is from RefSeq and is a predicted model, not a curated record.
AUGGAUGACCAGCGAGGUUCUAGAUCUGCUCCCUUCUACGCGGUGCCAUCUCGUCGCCUCGUCAGCGUCGAGCACCCUGCCAUUAUCCGCAAUGUCGAUAAGGCGAUCGAGACCCUACAAGGCAACAGAGGAAUUAAAGCAAUUUUGGACCCGCAGCCGGGCAAAGAAGGCAACCCAGCUAAUUUGGUAUUGCGGCCAGAAGACGCCAUGGCUCGAUCAGUCCAGUCAACCAUCGUCCAAUCAAAUAAUGUCCUGCUCAAAAUCACUGUCCCCAAGCGGACAGGACGCAGGCGGAAGAUAGGCUCGAACGAGCCUUUUACAGAUGCACCAGAGUCAGAAGCAUCUAAGCUGCCCUCGCGACGGACCGCUAAGGACCUCCUGCGCAGUCUGAGUGAUAAUCCUUCCAAGUAUCAGAUUGAGCCAGUCGGGAGAGUUGAACGGACACAUGUGUUCCGAGGAAUACCUGAUUUCGUUUACUCUACUACAGCAAGCCCCUUUACGAACCGAUUCCGAGAUCAGAUCCUACCAUUCGACUUCGACAAAAUGAAACAAUUUGAUAUCGACAUGUCCAAAGGCGCCACCACAAAUGCAGAUAUCAUCCCACCACCAUCAUUCAGCCACGGAGACGUCCCAUUCCACUACAUGUUAGACCCACUACACCCAAAGACCAAUUCUGACCACCAGGCCACUAACCUAACCCGCAGCUACCGCCAAAACCCAACAGUGAAGCAAGCAAUCGGACGCUCGGGCGAACUAGAAACCGUGAACACCCAAACCGCCAGCAAAAUCCUUACCCACCUAGUCGCCUACGACAUUCCCGAGGUCCCAUCACAGCCACGCGCAAACAUGCUCCCAAUAAGCGCACUAGAUGCCGGCAUGCUACGAACAAUCGCGAACCUAAACGCCCUGUACGAAAAACAACCCGCCUGGACACGUCGUGGACUCCGCAACAACCUCAAAAGCGACGAAGACCGCCUGAACCUCCGCUACGCAAUUCCAUACGUAGGCUACAUCUUCCGCUCGGGACCAUGGCGCGACGCAAUCAUCAAACUGGGCGUCGACCCACGCACCUCACCAGAAUACCGCUACUACCAAACCUUCAUGUUCCGCCUCCUAGCACGGGAAGCCGAGCUAGCGCGUGACGGCGGCGGCGGACGCCGGCACAACGUCCCACGACCCAGUGACCAACGCGUGAUCGAAGAAGAAGGCUUUACCGGGCCGUCGACUGGCCAUAUCUUCACCGGCAAGCAACCAUUUGCACAAGACGGACGAAUCUGGAUGGUUGGUGAUAUUGAGGAUCCACAGCUGAAGGCCGAGUUAUUCCCCCCCGAUGCAGGACCUGGCUUCCUUCGUAGCGAGUGUGACGUCGUUACAGAUGGAUGGUUUGGGAAUGGAACACUUGCAAAGGCGAAGGCAGUAAUGAGACAUAAGAUCCAGGCAUUGAUGGAAGGACGGGAACCAGAUGAUCAGGAUUAUGUGAGGGUUUUGCGUCUUCCAGCGCAUGCGCGGUCUGAGGCUGAUUUCCCGCUUUUCACGCUUGAUCCGGAGAUUGCGACGCCGAAGGAGAUUACGCUUGCUACGGAGAUUCGGGCGAUUAUUCGGAGUUCGCCGGUUUGGAGGAAUUUGACGGCUAAUGCUGGGUUGGUUCGGAGGGAGAUUGGGGAGGGCAGGGGCAAGGUUAAGGGGAAGAUGGCUUUGAAGGGGAAGGGUGUUGAGCCGGAACCGGAGCCUGAGGCUGAAGCUGAGAAGAUUGUUGAGGAGAGUGAGGGUGAAGAGGAAGAGAUUCAGCGGAGGGAGAUGUUGGCUGCUCAGGUUGCGGAUGCUGUUGCGGCGAGGGAUGCUGAUGAAGCUGAUGAAGACGAUGAGGAUGAGAGUGAUGAUAUGGAUGAAGAUGAGGACGAGUAA